GGAGUAGUGGCCAUUGGUUGGGAGGAGUACGGAGUAGUGGCCAUUGGUUGGGAUGAGUACAGAGUAGUGGCCAUUGGUCGGGAUGAGUACGGAGUAGUGGCCAUUGGUUGGGAGGAGUACGGAGUAGUGGCCAUUGGUUGGGAGGAGUACGGAGGAGUGGCCAUUGGUUUUAGCAGUUAGUAGAUCAUUAGUGAGGUUUAGUCGGGCAGUUUCAGUGGAGUGUUGGUGAGGUCCAGGGAGGGCUUUUUAAGUAUGGGAGGGAGGGGAAGGCACCAGUAGAGAGGGAAAGAUUGAAGAUGUGAGUGAGGGAGCAUAGGAUGGAAGAGGGUGACCGCAGUAGUUGUGAGGGGACAGGAUCCAGGGGGCAGG
This is a messenger RNA of Staurois parvus, 369 nucleotides long. Lineage: Eukaryota; Metazoa; Chordata; Amphibia; Anura; Ranidae. The record is from the annotation of a GenBank genome assembly.